Molecule: messenger RNA, 225 nt
Organism: Rotaria sp. Silwood2
Lineage: Eukaryota; Metazoa; Rotifera; Eurotatoria; Philodinida; Philodinidae
Source: the annotation of a GenBank genome assembly
AUGAAUAACAAUUUCUUCAACGAAUUUGAAAAUAAUGUAACACGAGGUAUUCAAUUGCUAUUCUGCUAUUUCCAUUACGAUUUACAUUCUAAUUGUCAACCUCAACAAAAAAAAAUUGAAAUACAAAAAUAUGGUGGCGUUCCGAUUACUAUUCCAACAUAUAUUAAAUCAGAAACAGUUCUUCGACAAACUAGUGUCAAUGAACUUGGUUCAUUAAUAAGAUAA